Messenger RNA from Phyllostomus hastatus (greater spear-nosed bat), 303 nucleotides. It is a transcript of the gene BGLAP, whose product is annotated as bone gamma-carboxyglutamate protein. Gene Ontology annotation, biological process: bone development; response to vitamin K; osteoblast differentiation. The record is from RefSeq and is a predicted model, not a curated record. Gene Ontology annotation, cellular component: extracellular region. Lineage: Eukaryota; Metazoa; Chordata; Mammalia; Chiroptera; Phyllostomidae. The transcript has 4 exons. Bases 1 to 303 code for a protein of 100 amino acids. Gene Ontology annotation, molecular function: structural constituent of bone; calcium ion binding; hydroxyapatite binding.
AUGAGGCCCCUCAUGCUCCUCGCUCUCCUGGCCCUGGCUGCACUCUGCCUCGCUGCCCAGGCAGAUGCAAAGCCCAGCGGUGCAGAGUCUGGCAGAGGUGCAGCCUUCGUGUCCAAGCAGGAGGGCAGUGAGGUAGUGAAGAGACUCCGGCGCUACCUGGAUCACGGGUUGGGAGCCCCAGCCCCCUACCCGGACCCUCUGGAGCCCAAGAGGGAGGUGUGUGAGCUCAACCCGGACUGUGACGAGCUAGCUGACCACAUCGGCUUCCAGGAGGCCUACUUGCGCUUCUACGGCACUGCCUAG